UAUUCAUUUUCAAGCUUUGUUCAUCUUUCAUCCCUUUCUUCAAUAUGCAUCUUUCUCUGGUUCUCUGUUUUUCCCCAGCAAUGGAGAAAUCAAGCAAAAGAAGUAAUUUUUCCCUUCAAAACCUCGUAUUUCUCCUGCAUCUUUUUCUCUUCUUCCUCAUUGAAUACCUCGCCGUUCCUGUUACAGGAGAUACCCCUGUACAAAACAUCACGAUUGAUUGUGGUUCUUCCACGGGUGGCACAUCUCAAGAUCAACGUCCUUGGCUCGGAGAUGGCAAUGGGAAAUUCAGCCCCAUAGAGCAACCGAACAAUAAGAACAAGUCAUUAGCGAUUCCAUCUCAAUCGCCCUCAAAAGUUGAUCCGGUCCCUUACUCCACAGCUCGUGUAUCUAACUCAGAGUUCACCUACUUAAUUCCCCUCACCACAGGGCCAAAGUUCAUUCGCUUCUACUUCUAUCCAACUUCAUAUUCAGGCUUUGGAGACCUUUCUAAUAAAGCUUUCUUCUCUGUUAAAGCUGGCCAGUUUACCCUUCUUCGGAAUUUCAGCGCUGUACUUCAUGCUCGAGGUGAACUUACACUCGUCAAAGAAUAUUGUGUAAACGUUGAUGAAGGUCAGAGGUUAAACUUAACUUUCAUCCCAAGUCCUGAUAUCACUGGUUCUUAUGCCUUCAUCAAUGGAAUCGAAGUUGUUUCCAUGCCAGCCAAUCUAUAUUAUAGAGCACCCAAUUAUGAAGAUGGAGUACCUUUUCUGGGCCAGGCCCAGGGAAAAUCAUACCCCCUAGGAAACGACACUGCCAUUGAGCUGAUGUAUCGAGUCAACGUUGGUGGGAGGGAAAUCUCGCCAGGAGAAGAUACUGGGAUGUUCCGGCACUGGAUAUAUGAUCGCGAUUAUUUGACAAUAGCGAAACCAAGUGCUCUUCCUGUUAAUAAGAGUAUUAAUCUCACCUUCAGCAGUAUCCCAUCGUUCUCUGCUCCAAGGGAGCUUUAUCUAACUGCGAGGUCCAUGGGCAGGAACAAGACCGAGAAUGACAACUACAAUCUGACAUGGGAGUUUCCUGUUGAUUCCGUGUUCGAUUACUUGGCAAGGUUACAUUUUUGCGAGUUCGAGAGAGAGAUAACGAAACAAAGUGAUAGAGUCUUUGAGAUUUUCUUGGCUAAUUUAACUGCGGAAACUGAAGCAGAUGUUAUAGAAUGGAGUGGCGGAAACGGGUUUCCAGUGUAUCGGGAUUAUGUAGUGGCAAUAGGAAACGAAGGAAAUCAAAAGCAGCAAAAUCUCUCUAUUGCUUUGCAUCCUUCGCCAGCUUGGAGAACUCAUUAUUCUGAUGCAAUAUUGAAUGGGGUAGAAAUCUUCAAAUUGAGCAAAGAUUUGGUUUUAGCCGGACCUAAUCCUGAUCCAAUCCUGAUAAAUAAACAAGGAAAUGCACCACCAACCUCAAGCAAAUCCAAGGACGACAAGAAAGCAGUAUUCGGCAUUGUGGGGGGCGUAAUAUCGGGCUUCGUUGUUCUUUCUCUUCUUUGUUUCUUCAUUUUCCUUCGAAAUAUGAGAGUCAAAGAUACCGGUUCCAAUAAGGGAGUUUUACAGUUGACUCAGGUUUCCUCUACAAUGAAAUCAUCCAAACCAACCGAGCCUCGUGGCUCAUCUCUGCCUUCUGAUCUUUGUCGCUGCUUUUCACUAGCUGAGAUCAAAGGAGCCACCAACAACUUCGACGAUGUUUUCAUUAUUGGUUUCGGAGGCUUCGGCAACGUGUACAAAGGAUUCAUCGAUGGUGGUGCUACCCAAGUUGCAAUCAAGCGGUUGAACCCGGGGUCUCAACAAGGUGUUCAUGAAUUCCGGACUGAGAUCGAGAUGCUUUCCCAGCUACGCCACAUUCACUUGGUCUCAUUGAUAGGCUACUGCAACGAUGGAGGCGAGAUGAUCCUCGUAUAUGAUUACAUGUCCCAUGGGACACUUCGUGAUCAUCUUUACAACACCGACAACCCUCCACUUCCAUGGAAACAAAGGCUAGAAAUUUGUCUUGGUGCAGCAAUUGGGUUGCAGUAUCUUCACUCAGGUGCUAAGCACACAAUCAUUCAUCGAGACGUCAAGACAACAAAUAUCCUGUUGGAUGAGAAAUGGGUGGCUAAGGUUUCGGAUUUCGGGUUGUCUCGAAUUGGCCCCACGAACAUGUCCCAAACCCAUGUCAGUACGGUAGUUAAAGGCAGCUUUGGUUAUUUGGAUCCCGAGUAUUCCCGUCGUGGACAGCUAACUGAAAAAUCCGAUGUAUACUCAUUUGGGGUGGUCCUUCGUGAAAUUUUAUGUGCUAGGCCACCACUCAGCCGCUCGGCCGAGAAGGCUCAGAUAAGCUUAGCACAAUGGUUUCAACAAUGCCAUCAAAAUGGAACACUUGACAAAAUCAUCGAUCCAUUUUUGAAAGGUAAGAUUGUACCCGAGUGUUUGAAAAAGUUCACUGAAGUGGUAAUGAAUUGCUUAGAUGAUGAAGGAACAGAGAGGCCAUCGAUGGAUGGUGUCGUAUGGGGCCUACAGUUCGCACUGCAAUUGCAAGAACUUGUGGAGGAGGGGCUUACGGAAAAUGCCGGUGCCGGCAUCCAAGGAGACAUCAUUGCGGAGACCCCUUAUACAGGCUACGAAAUGGAAGAUGACAGUGGGGAAGUGUUCAGUAGCAUUGGCAGUCAUGUCAUGAAUUCCAAGAGCAUUAGUACUUUCAGUUUAACAACAAGUGAUGAACAAAGUUUUAUGACAAAGGAUUCUGAUAAAAACUUGUCCAAGGCUGUGUUUUCUGAGAUUAGAGAUCCCCAAGGGCGAUGAUCGAAACAUAAAAGCUUGUUGAUGAGGAAUCUUGAGAGUAAUGCCAAGUUCAUUUGAGAAAGGUCCAAUAGAUAUUUUCCAGAAAAAGAAAUCGUAUUUCAAUAGUAGAUAUUUCAAGGUAGUUUCAUGUAA
Molecule: messenger RNA, 2936 nt
Organism: Hibiscus syriacus
Lineage: Eukaryota; Viridiplantae; Streptophyta; Magnoliopsida; Malvales; Malvaceae
Product: receptor-like protein kinase FERONIA
Exons: 1
Coding region: 45-2804 (919 amino acids)
Biological process (GO): protein phosphorylation
Molecular function (GO): protein kinase activity; ATP binding
Source: RefSeq, a predicted model, not a curated record